GGAUGGAACAGUUUUCUGUCCACCAUUGAUUAAAGAUGAACCUGAAGAUGAUGGCUAUUUUGCUCCUCCUAGAGAGGAUAUAAAGCCAUUAAAGAGACCUCGAGACGAGGAUGAUGCUGAUUAUAAACCUAAGAAAAUUAAAACAGAAGAUACCAAGAAAGAGAAGAAACGAAAACUAGAGGAAGAAGAGGAUGGUAAAUUGAAAAAACCCAAGAAUAAGGAUAAAGAUAAAGAUAAAAAAGUUCCUGAGCCAGAUAGUAAGAAAAAGAAGCCGAAGAAAGAAGAGGAACAGAAGUGGAAAUGGUGGGAAGAAGAGCGCUAUCCUGAAGGCAUCAAGUGGAAAUUCCUAGAACAUAAAGGUCCUGUAUUUGCUCCACCAUAUGAACCUCUUCCAGAGAAUGUCAAGUUUUACUAUGAUGGUAAGGUCAUGAAGCUGAGCCCCAAAGCAGAAGAAGUAGCUACGUUCUUUGCAAAAAUGCUCGACCAUGAAUAUACUACUAAGGAAAUAUUUAGGAAAAAUUUCUUUAAAGACUGGAGAAAGGAAAUGACCAAUGAAGAGAAGAAUAUUAUCACCAACCUCAGCAAAUGUGAUUUUACCCAGAUGAGCCAGUAUUUCAAAGCCCAGACAGAAGCUCGGAAGCAGAUGAGCAAGGAAGAGAAACUGAAAAUCAAAGAGGAGAAUGAAAAAUUACUGAAAGAAUAUGGCUUCUGUGUUAUGGAUAACCACAGAGAGAGGAUUGCCAACUUCAAGAUAGAACCUCCUGGGCUUUUCCGUGGCCGUGGCAACCACCCCAAGAUGGGCAUGCUGAAGAGACGGAUCAUGCCUGAGGAUAUAAUCAUCAACUGUAGCAAAGAUGCCAAGGUUCCUUCUCCUCCUCCAGGUCAUAAGUGGAAAGAGGUCCGACAUGAUAACAAGGUUACUUGGCUAGUCUCCUGGACAGAGAACAUCCAGGGUUCUAUUAAAUACAUCAUGCUGAACCCUAGCUCACGAAUCAAGGGUGAGAAAGACUGGCAGAAAUAUGAGACUGCUCGGCGGCUGAAGAAGUGUGUGGACAAGAUCCGGAACCAGUACCGGGAAGACUGGAAGUCCAAAGAGAUGAAAGUUCGGCAGAGAGCUGUAGCUCUGUACUUCAUCGACAAGCUUGCUCUGCGAGCAGGCAAUGAGAAGGAGGAAGGAGAAACAGCGGACACGGUGGGUUGCUGCUCACUUCGUGUGGAGCACAUCAGUCUGCACCCAGAGCUGGAUGGUCAGGAAUACGUGGUAGAGUUUGACUUCCUGGGAAAGGACUCAAUCAGAUACUAUAACAAAGUCCCCGUUGAGAAACGAGUUUUUAAGAACUUACAACUAUUUAUGGAGAACAAACAGCCUGAGGAUGAUCUUUUUGAUAGACUCAAUACCGGUAUUCUAAAUAAACAUCUUCAGGAUCUCAUGGAGGGCUUGACAGCGAAGGUGUUCCGUACAUAUAACGCCUCCAUCACACUACAGCAGCAGCUAAAGGAACUCACAGCUCCUGAUGAGAACGUCCCAGCAAAGAUACUAUCUUAUAACCGUGCCAACCGAGCCGUUGCAAUUCUUUGUAACCAUCAGAGGGCACCACCAAAAACUUUUGAGAAGUCCAUGAUGAACUUGCAAUCUAAGAUUGAUGCCAAGAAGGAACAGCUAGCAGAUGCCCGGAGAGACCUGAAAAGUGCUAAGGCUGAUGCCAAGGUCCUUAAGGAUGCAAAAACCAAGAAGGUGGUAGAGUCAAAGAAGAAGGCUGUGCAGAGACUGGAGGAGCAGUUGAUGAAGCUUGAAGUACAAGCCACAGACCGAGAGGAGAAUAAACAAAUUGCUUUGGGAACCUCCAAACUCAAUUAUCUGGACCCAAGGAUCACCGUGGCUUGGUGCAAGAAGUGGGGGGUCCCAAUUGAGAAAAUUUACAACAAAACCCAGCGGGAGAAGUUUGCCUGGGCCAUCGACAUGGCUGACGAGGACUACGAGUUCUAGCCGGUCUUGAGGGGCAGCGUUCUGUGAGAAGGAGCAGAGUAUGGUUUGGGGCAGAUGGAUAAACUGUGAGCCUCGCGUGCCCUCGCACCUGAGGGGAGGGGGCAGCAAGUCUUAACAGAGCAACAUCUUUGAGAAAAGAUAACCUGGAAAUAUUAUAAGGGAGAGCUGAGCCAGUUGUCCUAUGGACAACUUAUUUAAAAAUAUUUCAGAUAUCAAAAUUCUAGCUGUAUGAUUUGUUUUGAAUUUUGUUUUUAUUUUCAAGGGGUCAAGUGGAUGGGAAUUUGUCAGAGUUCUGCCAGGCAAAUUCACUGUUUCACUGAAACAUUUGGAUUCUCUUAGCUACUGUAUAUGAAGUCCGAUUAUAUUGGUGCGUUUUUACAGUUAGGGUUUUGCAAUAACUUCUAUAUUUUAAUAGAAAUGAGUUCCUAAACUCCCCUCUCCCCCAUUUCAGGAAUUUAAAAUUAAGUAGAACAAAAACCCAGCGCACCUGUUAGAGUUGUCACUAUCUAUUGUCAUGGGAAUCAGUUUUCAUUAAACUUGAAGCAGUUGUGACAUGGGCAGUGUUUUGGUUCAGACACCUGUUCACAGAAAAGCAUGAUGGGAAAAUAUUUCCUGACUUGAGUGUUCCUCUUUAAAUGUGAAUUUUUAUUUCUUUUUAAUUAUUUUAAAAUAUUUAAACCUUUUUCUUGAUCUUAAAGAUCGUGUAGAUUGGGGCUGGGGAGGGAUGAGAGGGGUUGAGCGAGUCUAAGGAUAAUGAAAUAAUCAGUGACUGAAACCAUUUUCCCAUCAUCCUUUGUUCUGAACAUUCUCUGUGCCCUUUCAGAUACCCAUCUUUUUCAUUUUAAACCCCAGUCUUUCACUUGAAAGAUUUUAUUGUAUAAAAAGUUCCACAGGUCAAAAAUUUAGAGGAAAAUGAGUAUUUGGUCCAAAAAAGGAAAAAUAAUCAAGAUUUUAGGGCUUUUAUUUUUUCUUUUGUAAUUGUGUAAAAAAUGGGGAAAAAAACACAUAAAAAGCAGAAUUUUAAUGUGAAGACAUUUUUUGCUAUAAUCAUUAGUUUUAGAGGCAUUGUUAGUUUAGCGUGUGUGCAGAGUCCAUUUCCCACAUCUUUCCUCAAGUAUCUUCUAUUUUUAUCAUGAAUUCCCUUUUAAUCAACUGUAGGUUAUUUAAAAUAAAUUCCUACAACUUAACGGAAACUUGGUGUCUGCCUCUUUGUUACCCAAGGGCCCCAGGCCAGAGUGGAGCUCUGGGGCUGGAACUUGGAGUGGGAUGUGGUCUACCUGCUCCGGUGGUGCCUUCCUCCCCAGGAGCUGGGGCUGGGCCAGGCCUGGAAGGGGCUGCAUCUGUCCUGCUGCCGUGGGUGUGGGUCAAAGGGGAGGGAGCCAGAAUCCACAUCCUUAGAAAAAGGCAGGCCCAGGAAGUGAAGGCAAGUACAGAAAAUCUACAAGAACAGGUGGGGUGCAAGAACUAUAUUUGGAGCCUAGGGUAGGUUUAUUGAGCAAGAUGGAGCAAGUGUAUUCAGGAGGCAGAUUUUGGAAUACUUUCCAUGUGUGCUGGCAAGAAGCAGUAGGAGCUUCUUUGGGUUUGCUUAUGUGGCUAAGGUUACUGUCAGGAUGGCAGGAAUGAAGGGUACUAAGCCAAUCAGAACACUGGAUCCCAGAAGCUCUCUCCCAGAUGGAAUGCAGACUUCUCCUUUUGUUGACUGAGAGAGGGAGUGGUCUGUGACCACUUCUCUGUGCUCUAGUAUCUGAGCUGGCCAGGGUCCCUACAAUAAUUGUUUUUCCAUUCAUCCUAGGUUACAGCUAAGUCUGGAAUUAGGUUGAAAGGUGGGGUCUCCUGGUCAAAUGGAGCCGGGGGGCAGGAAGGCCAAAGUGGUCAGAAUUGGUCACUUAGCUAGCCCUAAGCCUUCCAGCUUGCCGGCAGGCACAGGUGUUACUCUGGGAGGAGAGCCACCUCCCUGAUGGUCUCUCAACUUCCUGGGGCUGGGCCCACUGCAGAGAAUCCUGAGGGGUCCUUGGCAGCCUGUAUGUCACUGGCCAGUGAGGGAGGCAGCAUUCACCCCAGGGAAUAAAGGAGGUUAUGUAGCCACCAUUGCUUUGGAGCAAGAGAUUGCAGCCAGGCAUUUUUGAAUUCUAUGGUUCUGGGGUAGCUAGACCAGUGAAUGUAAGGAAUAGUAACAAGCUCAUCCAGUGCCUUAUCAAUACACUUCAGCAGGACCUGCCACAACCAGAGGACAAACCUUGGACCACAACUAGAAACCAGGGACAGGUGGCCUUACAGGCAGAUUUUACUGAUGAGCAGAAACUUGUGCCCAACUUUCCCGGCAAGGACCUUCCUUCUGCUGAGGGCAGGUGCAGGGCAACUAGAUACUAGUCAAGAACAGUUGUGAAGGACAUCCUGGGUGGUGGCAACAAGGCUGGGAGAGCAAGCCAGAGAAUGGGAAGCUGACCUGGCCACUGCGAUGAGGGAAGAGUCUAGACAGGUAGGUGAGGGCCAGGUAUGAAGGGCCCCGAAGGAUGCUUGAACACGGAGUCAGGAGACCCACCCCUUCCUAUUCAUCUGGCAGGUAGGUUCCCUCCUCCCACUUCCAGUCUCGUCCGGGAGCAGAGGCCAGAAGUGCAGGGUCUGACCCACUCCCUCCUGUCAGGCUCCUCCAUGAUGCUGGAGUACAGCUGUGGGCAAAGGGAGACCGCUUCCACACGGUACCCCAGCCAGACAUCCAGGUGCUUGCUUGGCUCCGCCCUCACCCACCACGUCUGGUCAGCCCGUCCCCUCAGUUCUCCCUGUCAAGCCU
Physeter macrocephalus (sperm whale) is the source of this 4778-nucleotide messenger RNA. RefSeq names its product DNA topoisomerase I (gene TOP1). Bases 428 to 1987 code for a protein of 519 amino acids. Gene Ontology annotation, molecular function: DNA binding; DNA topoisomerase type I (single strand cut, ATP-independent) activity. Gene Ontology annotation, cellular component: chromosome; nucleolus. The transcript has 17 exons. Gene Ontology annotation, biological process: chromosome segregation; DNA topological change; DNA replication. Lineage: Eukaryota; Metazoa; Chordata; Mammalia; Artiodactyla; Physeteridae. The record is from RefSeq and is a predicted model, not a curated record.